Molecule: messenger RNA, 2396 nt
Organism: Xiphophorus couchianus (Monterrey platyfish)
Lineage: Eukaryota; Metazoa; Chordata; Actinopteri; Cyprinodontiformes; Poeciliidae
Product: gastrula zinc finger protein XlCGF57.1-like
Exons: 4
Coding region: 113-1717 (534 amino acids)
Biological process (GO): regulation of transcription by RNA polymerase II
Cellular component (GO): nucleus
Molecular function (GO): RNA polymerase II cis-regulatory region sequence-specific DNA binding; DNA-binding transcription activator activity, RNA polymerase II-specific
Source: RefSeq, a predicted model, not a curated record
GUGGAACACACGGGAAACUACGGAGCUCACGAGGUAGCAUUAGCUCCUCUUAGAAGGUAGUUUGAAAACAGGUUUGGUGUUUUCGGUAAAUAUUUCCGUGUUUUCAGUGAAAAUGUCUUCAGUUCCGCCUCAGAGAGAGUUUAUCAACGAGCAGGUAACUCCUGCUGGAGAAACAUUCACAGAGUUUAAAGAAAUCAACGUUAAGAUGGAGGAAGAGAUGGAGGAUCAGCGCAGACUGAUGGAUUUUACCCGGAUACCGAGGAUCAUCUUACACCGGAUAGAUCUCCCACAAUGUUGUGUGUGUAAAGAGGAGGAGGUUCUCAAUGAAACAGAACCACAGAGGAACCAACUCAUCUCUCAUGGCUCUGCAGAAGCUGAGAGCCAGAAUCAGGAAGGAAUCAAGUCUGAAGACCCAGGAAAAAAGAGAAAGGAAGAACAGAAACAAAAGGAGAAAUAUGAGAAAACCAAAGAGCAGAAAGGCAGAACUGACACUUCAAAACAAAAAAAGCACAAGAAAGCUCACACAGGGCAAGAAUUACAUUCUUGUAAAAUUUGUGAUGAAACCUUUUCUCAAAAAGAUAUCUUGCUGAGACACAUAAGAAUUCACAAAGAUGAGCGGCCUUUUUCUUGUGGGACUUGUGGAAAGAUUUUCUCUCGGAAAGGCCUUCUAAAUGCUCAUAUGAAAGUUCACAAAGGUGAGAAGCCCUUCUCAUGUGGGACCUGUGGAAAGAGUUACAGUGAAAGAGGGCCUUUAACUCAGCACAUGAGAAUUCACACAGGUGAGAAGCCUUUCGCUUGUGGGUCUUGUGGAAGAGGUUUCUCACUAAAAACUCAUUUAAAUGCUCAUAUGAAAGUUCACACAGGUGAGAAGCCCUUCUCAUGUGGGACCUGUGGAAAGAGUUACAGUGAAAGAGGGACUUUAACUAAUCACAUGAGAAUUCACACAGGUGAGAAGCCUUUCUCUUGUGGGUCGUGUGGAAAACGUUUCUCUCAACAAGGUCAUUUAAAUGUUCACAUGAGAAUUCACACAGGUGAGAGGCCUUUCUCUUGUGGGUCUUGUGGAAGAGGUUUCUCCCUAAAAACACAUUUAAAUGCUCAUAUGAAAGUUCACACAGGUGAGAAGCCCUUCUCAUGUGGGACCUGUGGAAAGAGUUACAGUGAAAGAGGGACUUUAACUAAUCACAUGAGAAUUCACACAGGUGAGAAGCCUUUCUCUUGUGGGUCGUGUGGAAAACGUUUCUCUCGCAAAGAUUAUUUAAAUGUUCACAUGAGAAUUCACACAGGUGAGAAGCCUUUCUCUUGUGGGUCUUGUGGAAGAAGUUUCUCUCGCAAAGAUUAUUUAAAUGUUCAUAUGAAAAUUCACACAGGUGAGAAGCCCUUCUCAUGUGGGACCUGUGGAAAGAGUUACAGUGAAAGAGGGACUUUAUCUAAUCACAUGAGAAUUCACACAGGUGAGAAGCCUUUCUCUUGUGGGUCGUGUGGAAAACGUUUCUCUCGCAAAGAUUAUUUAAAUGUUCACAUGAGAAUUCACACAGGUGAGAAGGCCUUCUCAUGUGGGACCUGUGGAAAGAGUUACAGUGAAAGAGCGCCUUUAACUCAGCACAUGAGAAUUCACACAGGUGAGAAGCCUUUUGCUUGUGGGAGCUGUGGAAAAAGUUACAGUAAGAGAAGUUAUUUAUCUCGUCACAUGAAGACUCAUUCUGAUGAGAAUCCAUAGGUCUAAAACAGAUCCGAUCCAAUUUGGCAUCUAAUCUUAUGGAAAAUCUGGUCAGAUGAUGUAAACAGCAAGUUGAACAUAUUAAAGUCAACAGAUUCUUCCAGGCUGCUAGUGAUUCACUGUGAUUGUGUCUUUCACUGUCUGACCAAGAUAAACCUGAGGUCUACUUUUGCCUAGCAGCUUGUUUUCCUUAAUCCAGUUUUUUGUUUUAAUUCUCAGUCGUAUUUGUACUUAAGAUCCCCAUCAGUAUCCCAUUAGAUACUGAAGUUAAAGAGAGGAACACAUUCAGACAGGACUAAUUUCUGUGCAUUUCAGUUUUCAUGGAGUUCUGUACCAUGUAGAAUAAUUGAGUUUAGCUUUUAUUUGAAGUUUCUGUGCAUGACUGGAUGUAAAAUACUUUAGAAAUGAAAGCAGUGAAAUGUUCUUGUUUUUCCAUAAAUAAAACUCUGAUGUUUGUUUGAAAAAAAUCUCUAAAAUAAUUUUGAUCUGGUCAGAUUUUGAUUUAGAGCUAACCACAGAGAGGUUUCUAUGUUCCCAAAUUUUUGUCAUUGUUACACUUUGCUAUGAGAAGCAAAGUAUAUUAUUAAAAAGGUUUGUUAAAAUAUACACUAGUAUUUUGAGCAGAAUAUGCUUUUUAAUAACUGUUGAUGUGAAUAAAUAUUGAUGGAUUAUUCAGUGA